AUGGAGUCUAGGAAACCACUAAGAAAACUACGAAAACGGCAAAAUCAAACGCUUGCUAAGUAUUCAGAAGCGAUUCGUAGUGACGUUGAUAAACUGCUGAGGAUCAAGCUCAAAGCGAUCGUCGUUAUUGAAAUUCAUGCGAGAGAUGUCAUUGAAAAAUUAUAUAAAUUACGUUGUAAAGAAGUUACUUCUUUCGAUUGGCUGUCACAACUCCGUUUCUACUGGGAUCGCGGCCUCGAUGACUGUGUAAUCCGGCAAACAAACACGAGCUUCAUCUACGGAUACGAAUAUUUGGGAACUUCUGAGCGCUUAGUCAUCACUCCGCUGACAGACAGAUGUUACAUAACUUUGACAACAGCACUCAAUCUGUACCGCGGCGGGUGCCCCAAAGGACCAGCUGGUACGGGAAAAACAGAAACAGUUAAGGACCUCGGAAAGGCUCUAGGUCUGAAUGUCAUCGUGCAAAACUGCUCAGAGGGGCUGGAUUACAAAAGUAUGGGGCGAUUGUUCGCCGGUCUAGCGCAAACUGGUGCUUGGGGUUGCUUCGAUGAGUUCAACAGGAUCAAUAUCGAAGUGCUGUCGGUUGUCGCCCAGCAAAUUCUCUCCAUCCUUACGGCACUUGCUCAGAAGUUAACGAGAUUUAUCUUUGAGGGCAAGGAUAUUUCCCUUGUUCGAACCACCGGAAUUUUCAUCACCAUGAACCCUGGCUACGCCGGAAGAACAGAAUUGCCUGACAAUCUUAAAUCCAUGUUUAGACCAAUCUCCAUGAUGGUUCCCGACAGCGCUAUCAUUGCCGAGAUAAAUCUUUUUGGAGAGGGAUUUGAGGACACGAGAAUUCUAGCCAGAAAGGUAUUCACUUUAUACGCACUUGCACAACAGCAGUUGAGUAAGCAGCCUCAUUAUGACUUUGGUUUACGAGGAAUAGUAACGUUGACACGUUAUGCCGGGAAGAAAAGACGCCAGUACAGCCACUUACCAGAUGAAGAGAUAAUUAUCUUAUCGAUGAACGACAUGAACAAAUCGAAAUUAACUUCCGACGAUCUUCCAUUGUUCACCAACAUCACUACAGAUUUAUUCCCCGAGAUAAAAGUUCCUAAGGUAGAUUAUGACGAAUUUAUCGAGUACAUUACUAAAGAAGCUAUUGGAUUGAAUUUGCAACCGAUUCCGAUGCUCCUGACAAAAGUUAUAGAAUUGUUCGAGACGAAAAAUUCCCGGCACUCGACGAUGAUAGUCGGGGAAUCGAAUACCGGUAAAUCAACGACAUGGAAAAUUCUAAAGAAGACACUGACAUCGAUGAGCCAGGAUGGAAAAAAGGGAUUCAAUAUUGUAAGUGAUUUUCCCAUUAAUCCAAAGGCAUUAAACUUGGGCGAGCUGUACGGGGAAUAUAAUCCUUCAACUGGUGAAUGGUCAGACGGAGUAAUAUCCUCCAUUAUGCGAACGACCUGUACGGAUAAUAGCCCCGAUGAAAAGUGGAUCAUUUUCGACGGCCCCGUGGACGCAUUAUGGAUCGAAAAUAUGAACAGCGUGAUGGAUGACAAUAAAAUCCUGACGCUUAUUAAUAAUGAACGCAUAACAAUGUCGGAACAAGUGUCGCUGCUGUUCGAGGUCCAGGACUUGGCUGUUGCCUCCCCGGCGACUGUUUCUCGAGCGGGGAUGAUUUAUAAUGACUACAAGGACUUGGGGUGGCGACCCGCCGUUAAUUCUUGGCUUGAGAGCUAUAAAACAAAGCAGGAAGAAUUUGUCCAAGAAAUGGAUCUAUUGUUCGAGAAUUAUCUUGACAAAAUAUUGGAGUUCAAACGAACCAACUGUAAAGAAUUGAUUGCUGUUAAUGAGCUCAAUGCUGUCGAAGGCUUAUGCAAGCUUCUAAGCGCACUUGCUACUGAAGAAAAUGGACUAAUUUAUGACGGAGACAAGGAUAAUUUUAGCUUUCUCUGCAAAAUUUGGUUCCUAUUUUGCGUGAUUUGGUCAGUGUGCGCGACGGUUGACGAAGAAGGACGACGUAAAAUGGAUAAUUACAUCAGGGAGAUAGAGAAUAUUUUUCCUCUCAAGGAUACCAUCUACGAGUAUUACGUUGACGUAAGACAACGCGGUUUUACCUCGUGGGAAGAAAAAUUGUCAUUGGCUUGGAGAUAUCCUACUGAGGCACCUUUCCACAAAAUAAUAGUACCAACUGUUGAUACAGUCCGGUAUGACUAUUUACUAAACGCACUACUGACUCAUGGAUGCCCAGUGCUGCUAGUAGGAGCAGUGGGGACCGGAAAAACCUCAAUGGCCCAAUCAAUAUUGGAGUCCUUGGACAAAAGCAAGUACAGUGUCCUCACAAUAAAUAUUUCGGGACAAACAAGCUCCAAUAAUAUUCAAGACGCGGUGGAAAGCCGUUUGGAGAAACGAAUGAAGGGUGUUUAUCUCCCCUUCGGUGGUAAAACACUCAUCACGUUUAUGGAUGACUUUAAUAUGCCGAGCAAAGAUACUUAUGGGUCUCAGCCUCCGCUUGAAUUGAUACGACAGUGGAUUGACUACAAAUUUUGGUACCAUCGCAAGAAACAAAUCCAGAAAUUCAUCCAGAAAAUGCAACUAAUAUGCGCAAUGGGGCCUCCCGGCGGUGGCCGUAGCACUAUUAGUAAUCGAAUAAUUACCAAGUUUAAUGUCAUAAACAUAACUCUGCCCAUAGAAAAACAGACCCUGCGUAUCUACAGCACAAUGCUGAAUCAACAGUUGCUUGACUUUAAUCCAGAAGUCAAGGGAAUUGCCAAAGAUAUCACCCUGUCGACUAUCGAAAUCUACAAUAGUGUGCUCAAGAUAAUGUUGCCUACUCCAGGAAAAAUGCAUUAUCUGUUCAAUCUUCGAGAUAUAUCAAAGAAUAAUUUUACAAUUCUUGUUAAAAAAAAUUGCAAUCUCCGUCAGGUAUUCCAAGGACUUUUACGAAGCCACAAAGAUUACCAAUAUUCCCGGUGGACAUUUCUCCGUCUUUGGGUUCACGAGAUUUUCCGAGUGUUCAGUGACCGGCUGAUUGACGACCGGACGACGAUGUCACCGACGAAUGCACCAAGAUCUUCUUCCUCUCUUCCUUAUUCGCCUGAUGAAUUAUUCAUUUCUUGCACACUUGGCGCAAAACGCUUCACCUCAAACUUUUUUGCAAUAGGUGCCUUCAUGAACGCCUGGAACAUAUACGAGGACUUGCAGGACAUGGACCCAGUGCGUUGUCACAUUGAAAGACAGAUGGAGGAGUAUAAUACCUCACCGGGGGUAGUCAGACUCAACCUGGUUCUUUUUGGCGAAGCUGUCGAGCACAUUUGCCGUAUUGCUCGAGUUAUUUCUCAACCGCGGGGCAACAUGCUGCUCGUUGGAAUUGGUGGUAGUGGAAGGCAAUCUCUGUCAAAAAUAGCCAGUUACAUAACCGAACUGAGGGUCUUUCAAGUGCAAGUAACCAAGCAGUACGGUGUUCCAGAAUUUCGUGAAGAUCUCAAGAGACUUUACUCGAUGACAGGAGUGGACAACAAGCCAACGAGUUUUCUUUUCCACGAUUCUCAAGUCGUCGAAGAGCUGUUCCUUGAAAUCGUCAACAGCAUGCUUGGGACCGGCCAAGUUGGUAACUUGUACAAACCCGACGAAAUUGAAGAGAUUAAAAACUCACUGAUGAAAGAGGCAAUGAAAGAAGGAAUAAUUCCCACUGCGGAAUCGAUUCUGCUGUUCAUGAUCGAGCGCGUACGUGCUAAUAUGCACAUUAUGCUCUGUAUGAAUCCAAUCGGGGAAAAGUUUCGAAAUCGUUUGAGGCAAUAUCCGUCGUUGAUAAAUUGCACGACCAUCGACUGGUUUCUUGCUUGGCCUAGAGAAGCACUACUGGAAGUCGGCAACAAGUUCCUCAUGAAUCUCAGCUUCGUUACGACAAUCACUGGGGUGGACAAACCGGAGCCCAGGAGGUCAACAGCAGCAGCACCACCAAUUUAUUCACUCCAAGAACGCAUGGUAGAGGGUGUUACCGCGACCUUUGCUCUAAUUCACGACACCGUGAUACAGUACUCGAGAAGAAUGGAAAUAGAGAUGUCGAGAUACUGCUACGUGACACCGGGAAAUUUUCUUGAGCUGGUUGUUGGCUACAAAAAAAUGCUCGAGAACAGAAGACGAAAAGUUGCCGAGCAAGCGAACAAACUUAAUGGCGGUCUCACUAAGAUCAAUGAAACUAAAGACAAGGUAAAUGACAUGGCUGUUGAACUAGAAGUGACACAGAGACAGGUGCUCAAAGCGACCGAGGACUGCGAGGAGUAUCUCCUGACAAUAGUCACCCAGAAACGGGACGCGGAUGACACCCAGAAGAAUGUCACUGCCAGGUCGCUUCGCAUUGAGAAGGAGUCCGAGGAGUGCAAGAAGUUGGAGUCUGUUGCGAGAGCAGAUCUUGAAACUGCACUCGAUACUCUAAAUAAGAAAGAUCUCGCCGAGAUAAAAUCAUUUGCCCGACCACCCCCCGGCGUCGAAAUGGUACUGGAGGCCGUGAUGAUACUGAAAAACUCCGAGCCAAGUUGGGCGGAAUCCAAGCGACAACUGGGCGACGUCAAUUUCUUAUAUUCAGUUUAUCGUACUCUGCGAGCCAUCAGAAAAUACACCUCAAGCCGAGAAUUCAAUCCCGAUAAAGUAGGCCAAGUAUCAAUCGCCGCAAAAUCACUUUGCAUGUGGGUAAUUGCGAUGGAACAAUACGGCAAACUCUACAGAAUAGUGGCGCCUAAAAGAGAGCGGUUGGAGCUGGCGCUAAAUUCGCUUAGGGAAAAAGAGAAGACCUACAACGAGGCCGUAAUACAAUUGCAAAAGUUGCGUUCAGAGUUGGAGAGUCUAGAGCAAAUGUACGACGCGAAGAUGAAGGAAAAAGAAGACCUAAUUAGACUGGCUAAUCUGCUGAAGAUAAAGUUGGAACGAGCAGCGAUGCUAGUGGAUGGCCUCUCGGAUGAGCAUCUUCGAUGGCAAGAGACAGUAGAGUCCUUAGGGGAGUUUUACGAGCGUCUACCCGGUGAUUGCCUCAUAUCAACUGCUUUCAUAUCUUACUUGGGUCCGUUCCUGUCCAAUUACCGCGAAGAACUCGUCCAGAUUUGGAUUAAAGAGAUUCUGACUAGAGAAAUUCCCAGUACUAGCAAGUUUGAUCUAAAGCAGUUCCUAAGCACUCCGACGACAAUUAGAGAGUGGAAUAUCCAAGGGCUGCCCUCCGACGAAUUCAGCACCGAGAAUGGGAUCAUUAUAACCCAAAGCACGCGGUGGCCUCUUGUUAUUGAUCCUCAAUGUCAGGCAGUCAAGUGGAUCAAGAAUAUGGAGGCAACUAACGUAAGUGAUGCAGUGAUGAUUAAAUUCAACGAUAAAAUGAUUAGUUAUAACGACAACUUCCGUCUAUAUAUAACAACGAAACUGGCAAACCCGCAUUAUAGUCCGGAGAUAUCAACCAAAACUGCAUUAUGCAACUUCGCCAUUAAGGAACAAGGUUUAGAAACUCAACUACUCGGCAUUGCGGUGAGAAAGGAGAGACCACAACUCGAAGAGCAGAAAGACAACUUGGUACUCAGCAUCGCCACGGGCAAACGAACUUUGGAAGAAUUAGAGGACAAGAUUUUACAUCUCCUGAGUAUAACUUCGGGCUCUCUGUUGGACGACCUAGACCUCUUGAACACAUUACAGACUUCAAAAAGUACCUCAACUUCUGUCGAAGAGUCGCUAGUUACCUCCCUGGCCACCGAAGAAGAAAUAGACAAAGCAAGAGAAGAGUAUCGCCCAUGCUCUAAACGCGCCACUAUUUUAUUCUUCAUUCUCAAUGAAUUGUACAUGAUAGACCCGAUGUAUCAGUUCUCGCUGGACGCUUACAUAAGCCUCUUCAUCCACUCGAUCGAUAAGUGCCCGAAGAAGCACAAGAUAAGCGAGAGAAUUGAAGCGCUGAAUGAUUUUCACACUUAUGCAGUUUACACGAACACGUGUCGCGGCCUGUUCGAGCGUCAUAAACUAUUAUUUUCAUUUCACAUGUGUACUAAAAUACUUCAAGCCCAAGGGAAAAUAAACCCGUCGGAGUAUUAUUUUUUAUUGAAAGGCGGAAUUGUUUUGGAUCGAGAACAUCAGCCCGAAAAACCGGUCACCUGGUUGUCUAGCGAGAGUUGGGACAAUGUUACUGAGCUUGAUAAAUUUCCUGGACUUCAUGGGAUUGCUUCUUCGUUUGAAGAAAGAGCGCGUGAUUGGUACAAUUGGUAUAUAACGACAGAACCAGAAUCAAUGUACCUGCCAGGAGGAUGGGAAGAGUCGCUGACAGAGUUUCAGAAAAUAUUGAUAAUCAGAAGCUGCAGAACCGAUCGCGUAAUAUUCAGCGUAACAAAGUUUAUAAUAAAUAAUUUAGGAUCGCGAUUCGUGGAGCCGCCAGUUCUCGAUAUCAAGGGAGUGCUGGAUGACUCGACGGCGCAGUCACCCCUGAUAUUCAUCCUGUCUCCAGGCGUUGAUCCAACCGCGGCGCUGAUGCAAUUAGCUGAGAGUCAAGGAAUGGCACAGAGAUUUAUGACACUGUCACUUGGACAGGGACAAGCACCUAUUGCGACAAAUAUGAUUGAAGCCGGGUGGCAAGACGGGUCAUGGAUAUUUUUAGCAAACUGUCAUCUGUCACUUAGCUGGAUGCCGACGUUAGAUAAAAUUGUCGAGUCAUUAAUAAAUAAUGGACAUUUACAUCCUGACUUCAGACUAUGGCUGAGUUCAAGUCCGACUUCGGAGUUUCCUAUAUCAAUCCUUCAAGCGGGAGUUAAAAUGACUACAGAACCGCCUAGGGGUCUGAAAGCCAACAUGAAACGACUCUAUGGUUUAAUUACAACAACUCAAUUUGACGUUUGUCAGGCGAAAACUAAAUACAAGAAGCUAUUAUUUGCGCUAGUAUUUUUCCAUUCGAUAUUACUCGAGCGUAGAAAAUUCCAACAACUUGGUUGGAACGUUAUUUACAGUUUCAACGACUCGGACUUCAAAGUGUCUGAUAAUAUCUUGCAAGUGUAUUUGGAUGAUUAUCAAGAAGAAACUCCCUGGGACGCAUUAAAGUACCUGAUAGCUGGAGUGUGUUACGGCGGACACGUGACUGAUGACUGGGAUCGACGUUUGCUGAUGACCUACGUCGAUCAGUAUUUAAAUUCGGAAAUAUUUACAAAGAAUUCCUACCGGCUGUCAACAUCACCGAGCUACUACGUCCCACGUGAUGGAUCGCUCGAGUCUUAUUGUGACUUUAUAACGAUGCUGCCUAGCACCGACAACCCAGAAGUAUUUGGUCAGCAUAUAAAUGCAGAGAUAACGUCACUUAUCAUUGAGACACGUUCAAUGCUUGAAACUUUGAUGAGUCUGCAGAUUAAAGUGUCACCCAAUGAAAUUACAACCAGCAACAGCAGCAGUUACUCCAAAGAGGACAAAGUGAUGCAGCUAGCAGGUGACAUAGAGGCGAUGCUGCCUCAGAAUAUCGACUGGGAGACAGCUGAGAAACUAAUUGGAUCAACAAAUAAGACACCACUUAGUGUUGUAUUGCUUCAGGAAAUAGCUAGGUACAAUAUCCUACUUGAAUUGACGCGAGACAGUGUAAGGGAUUUACAAGCUGGGAUCAAAGGACUGAUAGUUAUGUCAGACGAGCUGGAAGAAAUAUUCAUGUGUGUAUACGAGGGUCGUGUUCCAUCAACCUGGCUGACAGCUUAUCCGUCCUUAAAACCCCUAGGCUCAUGGACCCGAGAUCUCAUCAGCCGUGUUCAACACUUGGCUAAGUGGGCGGAAACCACUCGUACGCCUUUACUCUUCUGGCUUGCCGCUUACACAUUUCCUACCGCUUUUCUUACUGCGGUGCUUCAAACUUCCGCGAGACUCCUCGGUUUAUCUAUUGAUUCACUCACUUGGGAGUUUAAUGUUAUCAAUACCGAGGACCCUAUUACUGAACCACCUGAGGACGGUGUUUACGUGAGGUCUAUUUACCUAGAAGGUGCGGGCUGGAAUUGUAAAGCUGGAACACUGGUGGAACCGGCGCCGCUCCAGCUGAUCUGUGACAUGCCUGUCAUUCACUUCCGACCCAUUGAGUCGACGAGGAAAAAACCUAAGGACGUUUACAAUUGUCCUUGCUACUAUUAUCCUCUGAGAUCUGGGACGCAAUCUCAUUCAGCGUUUGUGGUCGCUGUGGAUUUGAAGACUGGACAGGAAAAUCCUGAUUUUUGGGUCAAGAGAGCCACAGCUUUGUUGUUAAGUCUUGCUGAUUAA
This is a messenger RNA of Cotesia congregata, 8226 nucleotides long. NCBI's taxonomy places the organism in Eukaryota, Metazoa, Arthropoda, Insecta, Hymenoptera, Braconidae. The record is from the annotation of a GenBank genome assembly.